Ruditapes philippinarum (Manila clam) is the source of this 2341-nucleotide messenger RNA. RefSeq lists its product as uncharacterized. Gene Ontology annotation, biological process: non-motile cilium assembly. Lineage: Eukaryota; Metazoa; Mollusca; Bivalvia; Venerida; Veneridae. The transcript is spliced from 9 exons. Bases 191 to 2254 code for a protein of 687 amino acids. The record is from RefSeq and is a predicted model, not a curated record.
GGCUUCACCUUUUUCACCACAAAUGGUAACCAACCUAGCCUGGGGCACCAGACAUACAAAACUUUUGUGAUAUGUGAACAACUAUUGUGACAAUAUAAUACACUGUGACUCAAGGUUUAAACGUGAAUAUCAAGUUAUACCAAGUUAUUAACAGGCAGCUCUGUGGAUUUUGAAUGGUUUAUACUCCAAAAUGGCCUCCGAUCAACCGGACAUUAAGCCAUUACAAACUGGUUUUCCCCCGCUACACUUAUUGUCAGCAGUUAACUCAACAUCAGUGGCUUCAUCUGUUACUGCUGGGACAUCGUCAGUUCCUGUCUCCCUCAUACCAGUAUUCCAACCAAGCAUGUUUGGUUCAGGCCUGAUUGGGCUUCCUCUGACAUUAAAUCAACAAGCCUUGUUUCAAGCUAACAUGGAUGCUGCAGCAAAAAGUGCCAAAUCAUUAGCAUCAGGUGCUGUUGCAUUACAAGAAAAUCCUAAUACAAGCGGCUCAAAAGUUUCUGGGAACAGUUCCGGAAAGUCAAAUCUAAAAAGAAAGUUUGCAGAUGCAUUGUUGGAAAGAAAAAUGGACCAGACACCAGUUGAAAUUGCAGCUGAUCUUACAAGAGUUCAACAAAGAACUAACAAGGGGAAGGUAUACAGCUGGAUGUGGUCGGCAAAUCCUAAACGACAGAGGGCUAGAAUAACUGAGACAAUGAAAAGGGAGAUAAUUGAGUUCUGUAAGAAUCAUUCCAUGCUGAAACAGGGGGAAAUAGCUGAUAUAUUUGGAGUCGACCGAACGACUGUUACCAAGAUGUUAAAGAGGAGUCAGGAAGCUCAGGAUAAUGAUGAAGCGAUAUAUGAUCCUAGCAGGAAAUACAGAGACCCACAGUAUGAACUCGAAGAUAUGCUAUAUAGAUGGAUCAGUAAUUCUACAAAACACCAUCCCAUUAACCAACCAGUGUGGUCAUGUGAUCAACUUCUUGAGCAGGCCCAGGAGUUACAGAAUCUGAGUGAAACAGGAAAUGAAUUAUAUCCAGACAUGGAUUGGCUGCUGGACUUUCUGGAGAGAUUUAGACUGAAAAGAUUUAUUACAGACUUCCCUACUGAUAACAGAAAGAUGAAGGCAAAAGGUCCAGGUCAGUGCAAGCUGCUCCCUAAACCAAUUCAAAAGGUUAAUAAUUCCCAGGCACAAAAGGACUUAACAAACGCAAUGUUAAGUAAUCACAGAAUUCGUAAAGAGCCUGAGGCAGAAUAUACCAUAGUAGAAACACCUUUAGAUUUGCCUAUUAAGAUUGAACCAGGUGAGGUCAAGAAAGAGGUCAAUGUUGAGGAACUCACUACCGAAGAGGCUAUAAGCCGAGAGGUCAAACAGCUUGAUAAAUUCCGUGAACAACAGAAAGCUAUUGAAGAGGCAAACAAACUGAAGAAAGACCUAUUGUCAAAAACACUAUCAGAACGAAAAAAGCGAGCAAAACAAGAAGCAUACAAGCUGGAGCAUAUACAGAAAGAGCUAUCAAAGCUUGAUCAUCUUCUAACAGCUGAUGUGAAUGUUGUAAGAGAGAAGAUAGAAGAGGCCAGCAGGGAGUUUCUAGAAGCACAAAAACGUUUCCAGAGGGCAGAGAAAGAAUAUGUUGAAUCAAAGAUUGACCUUCAUAAUAAGUCAGACACCAAAGAACAAUUAACAGAGCACCUGUAUACAAUAAUUCAUCAGAACGAAGUGCGUAAAGCUCAAAAACUGGCUGAUUUAAUGAAAGAACUGGAAAUGGAAUCAAGCGAUGAGGAUGUGAACAUUCAGCUUCCGGAGUUACCUCCCCUUACAUCAUUCCAGCAGACAAAUCUUCAUUUGUCGCCCAGUACGGGGCAAACAAUUAUUGAACAAACUAAGAUGAAAGCUCCUGAAAGUCCAUCUACUAGUGACGGAAGCAAAUCUCCAGAAAACUGUGAUAAAAAUAGUAACACCAUUGUGAUUCAACCAAACAGUCCUUGUGAUGGUUCUGAAGUGAAAUCCUCAGAAACUGAAAAUAGUGUACAAAAUUCAUCACAACAGCCAGUUCCCAGCUUUACAAUAGUGGAAGAUGGGGAACCAGUUUCUGUUGUUUAUGAUGAAGAAGCUGACAUAAAAAAGAAAGAAAGCAAUAAAGAAGUGAUAAAACAGACUGAAGAAUCUCAAAAUAAGUCAACGGAUAUCCACGAAUCUUUAAAUGAAAAAGAAAAACCUGAAAAUAAUGUACCAAAAGUGAAAACCAAAUGGGAUUUUGAUGGAUCAUUGAAAUAGCAAAAUUAACUGUAUACUUGUGGUAAAUUUUAUUGGUUGUAUUUGAUAUACUCAUUGGGUUGAAAAAAAUUAUAUUUAGAUAGUGCU